CCCAAGAUGGUUUUCCGCUGUUGAUGAGCGAGCAGUUCUCCGUACCCGAACCGAAACAUUUUCAUCUGUAACGUAACCCUAAAUUAGAAAUGGAGAUUUGUCCGGUCUCCGGUCGAUUUCCGGCGAUUCCCUUUCGAUUCAGCCAAAGUUUGACAGAUUUCUCUACUCAGAGUCGACGAAUGUCGCCGUUUUGCCUCAAGGUACCAUCUAACAUUUUCCGUUCUGACGCUGAUUCAGGACAAUUGGAGUCUCGGAUGUUUAUUCUAGGGAUGGGUUUCGUUGGACAGUUCUUUGCUAAAGAGUUACAGAGGCAGCGAUGGGUUGUUUCUGGGACUUGCACUAGCAUUGGCAAGAAGAAGAAACUUGAGGAAAUGGGAUUUGAUGUUUAUGUUUUCAAUGCAAAUGAGCCCGAUCCUGAAGUGCUUAAUAUUCUGAACUAUCACACGCACGUCCUUGUUUCCAUCCCUCCUGUUGUGGGUAUUGGUGAUCUGAUGCUAAGACAUGAAGAACUUCUGAAAAAUAUACUAACGGGUGGGAAUCUUCAGUGGCUUUGUUAUUUGUCAUCAACCAGUGUAUAUGGAGAUCGUGGGGGUGAAUGGGUUGAUGAAGAUUAUCCAAUUACCCCUGCCAGUGAAUUGGCUAAAGCAAGAUUGGUGGCCGAAGAAGGAUGGCUAAAUUUGGGAUGCGAUCUCAGGCUGUCAACUCAAAUAUUUCGACUUGGAGGUAUCUAUGGCCCUGGAAGAAGUGCUAUUGACACCAUAAUUAAGCAGGAGCCUUCGUCAGAGGUUCAGAAAAUGAGGUCUUCCAAGCGUUAUACAUCCCGAGUUCAUGUUGCUGACAUUUCUCAAGCACUGAAUGCUGCUGUGCACAAGCCAUCCCUGGGGAAAAUAUACAACAUAGUUGAUGAUGACCCUUCCCCAAGGACAGAAGUAUUUAUGUUUGCGCGCAACUUGAUUGAGAAGAAAUGGCCUGGCCAGAUAAAACAAGCUAGAUCUCUUGAUAGGGUAGAAUCAUUGAUGCCAAAGGGAAGUUCAAGGGACGGGAAGCGAGUUUCCAAUGCUCGUAUGAAGAGAGAACUUGAGGUGAGGCUGCUUCAUCCUGAUUACCGUUCUGGAUUGCAGAGCAUUGUGGAACAUAUUGAUGACUCAUUUUUGUAUAAUCCACCAAGUUGAUGCAAUAAAGCGUGGUCCUGAUGGUUUUUCUGAGGAAUCCAUGGCACUGUAAAACAGUUCAUCGUGCGUGAAUAAAGCCUCUGCAUGUAGAUUCAGCGAUGAAUAGACAAAAUGAGAAUGUAUGCUAUCGAUGCUGUUACUUCAUGUAAAGUUUUUUGAAUGUAAUUAUUUUUGGCUACGAAAUGAUGAACAGUGUUUCCAGAUAAACUAAUCAAACUGAGAAUACAUUACUGCUUAUUCAU
Molecule: messenger RNA, 1414 nt
Organism: Ilex paraguariensis (yerba mate)
Lineage: Eukaryota; Viridiplantae; Streptophyta; Magnoliopsida; Aquifoliales; Aquifoliaceae
Source: the annotation of a GenBank genome assembly